AUGCGACUUGCCGCCCUCAACCACUCGCUGUGGAAGCUUCUCGCGGCGCAAUACUCGAUCGGCAUUAUCGGAACCGCACGCCUGGGCAAGUCCACGCUCGUCGCUGAGCUGAGCGGACAGAACACCGCCGCCGGAGAGGGGAAAUCCUGCCACACGCACACCGUCCACACCUAUGAGAACAAGGACGCCCUGGGCAUCAACAUCAUGGACUUCCCUGGAGUCGAUGACCUCGGGGCGCUCGAGGGCUUAUUUGCACGCGGCAGCAGCGCUGUCGACAUGCUCGUGAUUCUGGCUGACGGGCCGAAGGCGCACGUUCGCGAGAUGGUGAACCUUCUCAAGGCCGUCGCGGAGGAACGGCAUGACCAAGCCUCGCGUCCUCUUGUGCAUGCACCGCGCCGAUGA
This is a messenger RNA of Emiliania huxleyi CCMP1516, 402 nucleotides long. RefSeq lists its product as hypothetical. The record is from RefSeq and is a predicted model, not a curated record. Gene Ontology annotation, molecular function: GTP binding. The transcript has a single exon. Lineage: Eukaryota; Haptophyta; Isochrysidales; Noelaerhabdaceae. The coding region runs from base 1 to 402 and encodes 133 amino acids.